UUUUCUGUUCUGAAAGCAGUAGUUUCGCGAGCGCGAGUACCUCAGUUAGUGUGUAUUAGUGGUGCUGUGCGUACUGUACGUCCCUGCCUUAUCCUUUUAUAUUCCAUGAUAUGACAACUACUCACAUUAGACUAAUUUUAUAAAAUAUAUAUUUAAACAAAUACUGAUUUGUGAAUUUAGUUCUACGGAUUACUAAGUUGAUUUCAUAUACAUUCGAAAGAAUGAAAAUAAUGAAAAUAAAAUGGAACCAAUGCAUAAAGAAAUUUUAGAAAAACUCCACGAAAAAAUAACUGAUAUCAAUGUCGAUAAUGGUAUUGUAUCAUUUCUACAAUUCAAUGGUAUUUUAACUGAUUCGGAUAUCGAUGCCAUCAACAGAACAACUCAUCGCAUAGACAAGGCUACGACUCUGCUAAAUAUCCUGCCAGAACGAGGUUCACGUGCCUUUGAUUGUUUUUACCAAUCUCUUAAAAAACAUUACAAUUGGCUAAGUGACGAGAUGUUGAGAAUGACGGCGGGUGAAGAAGUUGAUUCGAGGGGAUGUACAUCACCAAUAAUGCCUGCCAUGCCAACAUUCACAGUCGUCAGAGCGGAAAAGAUGGAACAGCUUAGACAUGCACUGAGAAAUUUAUUACCAGGCAGUUACGUUGUCUUGCACGGUAUGAAAGGAUACGGAAGAACUCGUCUCACGGCUUUAACUCUCGAUGAUGGACCACUAGUUAACGAAUUAUUUAAUAAUGAAAUUUAUUGGAUAAAAUUCGGCUCUGAGGGAGCUAACACAGUGGAAGAUGAAAUUUUAACUCAAUUGCAACAGCUGUAUGAUAAAGUAGAAAAACGUGAGGUAUCAUUAAAUUUGGGAAAAUUGAAAGAUGAAAUGUGUUCAAUGUUGAAACGUCAUUUUAAUUUAAAGCACAAUUCGCUGUUAAUUCUCGACGAUGCUUAUGAUAAAAAAAUAAUCGAAGUAUUCAAUUUUGGAUGUAAAACCCUAGUAAUAACAACCGACACUGAAAUAUUGUCUUACAACAAUAAUGUGCGUAAAGAAGUUAUUAAAAUGGAAGAAGGAUUUACAGAAGCCGAGAGUUUGGAUUUAUUUGCACGAUCAUUGGAUAUACAAGUUGAUUUACUGCCAUCUGAAGCCAAAGACAUUCAUUAUGAGUGCAAUGGUAUGCCGAUACUAAUUGAUAUGUUUGCGGCACAAUUUAAAGAGUUUAAGGAAGAUAUGAUAAUAAGUCGUUACCGUUGGCAAUAUUAUUUGAAGGCGUUGCGUAAAAAGGAUGCAUCGAAUGCUGUAAUGGAAAAAUUUUUACGUAACCAAUCAAAUACAUUUGAUGUAUGUAUAGGUCGUUUAGAACCUUACCAACGUGAAUAUUAUAAAAGCUUAGCAAUUUUUAGCGAAGAUAUUAAUAUAAUGCCAAAAACACUAGAAGUUUUAUGGAAUGAAUCAAAAUGCAAAGUUGAAGAUAUAUUACUUAGUUUGUGCCGUAAAUCACUUGUUGUCAGAUACUGGAAUUUUGAUUUAAAGUCAUAUAUUUAUGGUGUACACGAUUUACUGCUUCGUCAUUUGCGCAGUCUAUUUGAUAAGAGAAAAUUAUCAUCGAUGCAUCGUGAAUUUGUUAAAAAAUUUUAUACAAUUUGUAAAAAUGAUUUCUCAAAAUUUCCUAAAGAUAAUUACACUUACGCAUACAUCGGAUACCAUCUUGAGCAAGCGGAAAUGUUUAGAGAAUUUCAAAAAUUAUAUCUGAAUUUCAAUUUUAUCCAGAAUAAAAUUAAUAACAGUGGAGUUAAUGAUUUGUUAAUUGAUUUAAAAAAAUAUCGCGACCACAUAACAGAUAAUGAUGAAAAUAUUGAAAGGAAAGUAAGAGAUUUGGAAGAGUUUUUACAGACCGAAACAAAAACUUUGGCUGAAUAUCGUCAACGUGAUUGCCUUGAUUUAGUACAGAUAGCUUUGAAUCAUCCACGUGGUUAUUGCUAUGAAACCGCCCGUUCAAUAGCACAAUCACAGAAAAAUAAAUUGUACCUAAAAAAUACUCAUCAACGUUCUGAAUUACAUAACCCAAUAGCUGAAGAACUAAAUAUGGAAUUUUCUACAGUUAAUUUUACGGAUAAUCCAAAUCAAAUUUUAAUUGGAACAAAGACAGGUUUAAUUAUGUUGUGGAAUUGUGAUAAAAAAAAACACAGACCAUUUUAUGCUUUCGAGAAAUCGAAAAUUGUUAAAGUUAUUGUGUCACAAAAUGGCAAAUUUUUCAUUGCUCUAAAUAGUGAAUCGAUAGUAAAAUAUUUUACUUUAACAACUGACAAUGAUGAUGAUGAUGAUGAUGAAAAUGAAAAUGAAUUAUAUGAUGAUUAUUCAGAUAAUAAUCAUUCACAUACGCCACGGGAUAAACAAACAUUUUGGUACCCGAUUGUUCCACGACAAACAAACACUAGUUCAGUAACUUACGAUACGAACGGUGAAUUAAUAACAGACAUGACACUGAGUUCAGAUGAUAAAAGACUAGCUGUUUGUACGGCUAAAGGCACUAUUAUAGUUUGGGACGUCGACGGCAAACAGAAGGCGUCAAUAAAUGAAAAAAAUACGAGCUUUCAAAAACUAACAUUCGUUAAAGAGUCCCGUCAAUUACAUGUAGUUGAUACUAAGGGCACAAUCACAGUGUAUUUAUGGGAUGGAAAUAGUUAUGACUAUAAAACUCGUUAUCAUCCAUUUCCGAGGGGUGUCGACGAGUCUUCAUUUGAUAUAGAAGUUAUAUAUCUUAAAGAAAAAAUAGACCAGGAUGAAACAAUUGUGAUUUAUUUAACACGCGAUACAAUUCUUCUGAUAAAAUGGAAAAUCGAUACAAACGGUAAUCUAUGUAGUCCUGAUAAACGUCCAUUUUAUGAAGCAAUUGAUGCUAAAUUUAACGAAGCUACACUAACACACGACGGCAAUUAUUUGGUUGUUAGUAAUACUGACUCUUUAUUGCGUGUUUUUAAUUUCGAAUAUGGAUUGGAACCAGUAGCUUACUAUCCAGAAUGUACUGUUUCACUGGAUACUUAUUAUGAUUAUGAUUGCCAGUACCACUUAAUUAUAAGUGGUGAUAAACAUUCCAUCCAACGUUGGACAUUUUGCCCAGGAAGUCUACCACAGUCGCUUAUAAGACCAUUGUUUGAUGCCAUUAUGAAACCACUGGGACAAUCAAAUAUUAUAGCACAAGAAAUCGUCGGGAAAAAAAUAGGACUGUAUAUUGAUGAAAAUUUGAAAGUUGAGACGGACAAUUUCAUAGGAAAAAUAGUAACACUGAAUUUAAGCCCAGAUGGAAAUAAAAUACUUUAUACGAUUAAAAAUGAAACAUCAACAAAAAUUACAGCGUAUAAAAUUUGUUUGUAUGAUGUCAAAACUAAACAAAUAACCGAAAUAGUGUCAUCGCUCACAGAAUUUCCAAACUUAGUUAAAUUUAUUCAAGUUCAAGAUGAGCUGGCUAUUGUUUUUAAACAAAAUGAUAUAUUGUGUUACAUUUAUAAAGAAGCUAAGAUAGAUUUGAGGGAAACUAGUAAUAUCAUUAAUUUGCACACCAUUAAUAAUAAAUAUGUGGUUGGUGUUACACGCGAUGAAAUAAUUAAAAUCUGGGAGAUGAAAGGACAAAGGUGGAUCCAAUUAUGUCAAAUUAGAAAUACAGAACUAAAUUUACACAGACUACAAGGCCCUCAUGUCUGUUACAGUGCAAUUAAUUUAAAAAAUAAUAUGAUCGCCAUUUUAAAAAGUAAUUAUCAAAUGGCUAUAUAUUUUAUUGGUUAUAAUACGUCGAAUGUACCAGGGAAAUUGGCAAGACUUGACAAUACGCAUUUUACAUUCAAUAAAAAAUUAACAUGCUGUGCUUUUUCACCUGAUGAUAAAUUUCUCGCUAUUGGAAUGGACGAUGGCAAUAUAUCAAUUUUUAAUAUAGAUGAACGAAAAGCUCAUGAAAAAGAAUUGAAACUCCACUGUAAUUCAAUUUUACAAUUACAAUGGGCACCAUUGUCCGUAGGAACGUCUAUUUUAUUAUCAAUUAAUUGCGAUGAAUUAGCCUGGUGGAAUAUCGCAUUAUUAGAAAAUAAAACCAAAAAACCAAAACGUAGCCGUACUGGGAUAGUAAGAAGCUCAACAGUACCAUUGCUCGAAUUAGAACUGCCAUCAAAUUCACAAAUGCGUAAUAGCCAAACAGCAGAUGCCAAUUUAUCAAGUGCAUCCACAUCAAAUCUUGAUAGAAGAAUUAAUGAUAUUAAUAUUAGCAAUGGUAAUAAUCCAAGUGAUAAUAUAACCAAUGGUAAUGGUACCCGUGAUAAUGGAACAAGCAGCAAUGAACAAAUAAAUAAUGAAGAAACACAAAAUUACUGGGCAUUGAAGACUUGUAAAAACCUUAAUCGACCAGCAUUAUUAGGAUUAAUACGCUUGCCACCUAAUUGUCGUGCUAAGGUAUGUGUUUCGAGUGAUUUUUAUAAAUUUUUACUCGUCGAUGUUCACGGUUCUAUCAACUGUUUCGAAUUAUUUGAUGUUUCUUCAACAGUGUAGGUAAUUAGUAUAUUACACACCUAGGGAGGAAAGUAGGAGAUUCCAACCCGCGUGUACACGGAAAGAUUGUAACCCGACUGGUUUAUGUUCUGCACCGUACUGAGUACGAUAUAGAACAGUAACCACUCGGGUUACAAUCUUUCCGUGUAAUUUUCUACCCGAGCCGAAAGCGAGGUUAGCAAACACGCGGAUUAGGAUGUCCUGCUUUCAUCUGUGGUGUGUAGAGAAUUUUUCACCAGAUCUACACCUGAAAGUUUUAAUUUUUGCCUCUGUUUGCGAGAAAUUAGUGCAUGCGCUAAUUUUUAUCAUUUGUUUUCUCAUUAGAAAAAAAAAAAAAAAAACGACUUUCCUCUAAACAGGGCAGAAAUGUAAACUUUCGGUGCAGAUAUGGUGAAAAUGAACUUUUUUUUAUGCAGUGUCAAAAAAAUUACUGUACGCUUGUAUUUGGUUUUUAUUUUUUUUUUACAUUUUUGUUGUCAAAUACUUGAUAAUAUGAUAAUUUUUUUGAUACUGUUAUUUUGAAAAUAUAUUAUAGUUAUACUUAAUAAUAAGAGUCAAAAAGCUGUUGUGAUUUACAAUAGUAAGAAAAAAAAUAUCAUAUUCAUAAUCAGUGACUCGAGAGGAUUUAAGUACCUUAACGUUACCACUAUAAAUUAAACCAGGAUAUUAAAUUCAGUAAUAAAUAGAUAAGCAAUAUCAGUUUUCCAUUAUUAAUCAUAAUGAUUUUUAUAUUAAUUACGUAAAUAUUAACUCAUUAAAGCAUAACUAUUCAUUUUCGGCUUACAUAGUUGGUUAAUUUUUUUUAAUAUCAAUAGAAUUUAAGACAAAAUAAAAAUUUAUAAACAAAAGGGUUUAGUCGAUGAUUAAUUUGAAUAUCAUAUUAAUUACUAAUGUUCCACUACUUUUUUUUAAAUUUUUCAUAAAAUUUUGUGUCUAAAAAGUUUAAUACUGAAUUUAUUUUAAUUUUUUAUUCUUUGAUAAAAAUUUUAAUUUAUUGGCUUCAAAAUAUUCAUAUAUUUAUAAAAAUAUUUAUAUUGUACUGUAUUCAAUCCAUCGUAUAUUUAAAUUAUUCAAAUAUAUUACCGACUAAACUCUUUACCAAAAAAAGUUAAAAAAAAACAAAUAAAAUGUCCAGUGCAUUACGAAAGUUGCUCUCUCAAAAAAAAGAUAAAUAAAUAAAUAAUUUAUAGAUAAUGUAAUAUAUAUAGGGUAAACCAUCUCGUCUCUAGCCUUCUAAACAAUAAUUAUAUAUCUAUAUACUACAAAAACUUAAAAAUUUUUUAUAAAUUCUUUAACAAUUGAGGGCCAUUAAAAUUUUCUUGAUUUUUCAUUAAAAAUAAAAUUAAUAGACUACAAAAAAAAAUUGAUUCAAUAACGAAUUCAUCUAAUUAAUAAUAAAAUAAAUAAUUAUUGAUCUUAAAAUGAUUUCCUUGGUGAAAAUUUUUCUGGCUUUUCUCUGAAAAAAUCUUUAGAACUUUGAAAAAGUCUCUAGAACUUUAGAACUGAGUUUUUUAGAGAAAAUUUCAAAAAAUUUUCACGAGGGUCAAUCAUUAAAAUUUAUAAGAAGGCUAGCAACCGGGAAAUUCAUCCUAUAUUAUUAAAAAUGAAUAUUGUGCUACUACGAUUAAUUAUUGUGUACAAAUAUGUGCCUUGUUAUCUCAAAGAGAUGGAUAACGUGAUCAUCAUAACAACAAAAAGGAUAUGGAUAUAAUUUUUCAAAUUAAAUUAUACAAUUGUAAUUACGUUGUACUUAUGGCCAAAGAAAAAUUAAUACUCUAUAUCCUUUAGUUUGUAGCCAUUUAAACAAAAGUAAAAAAAAAAAAUUGAUAUUUUAUAAAACACGUUUUUUAUUCAUAUAUUAUAAUAUCUAAAAAUGGAUAGAAAAUAAUCUCAUUACAAUAGUAAUAUUAUACGUACGCAUUUAUUUUUAAAGACUCAUUUUUUGAAAUUAAACGAUUGCAUUUACUACCGCAUUUACAAUAGAUUUUUUUAUAGAAUUUUUUACACAUUUUCUGCCGGAUCUCAUAUUUUUUUCCCCCCAAGAUUCAAGACUUUUUUGAUUUUUUUUUACUACAAUAGUUAUAAUUAUUUACGCUCAAAAAUAAUUGAACUGAGUUUAUUUAUAAGUGUAUUUAAUAAUAAAAUAAUAAAGCAAAUAUUAAAUAUUAAAAUAUAUUUAAUUAUAUUACAGAGCAUGAUAAAAAAAAAACUUUUUAACAAAAGCAAUUAAUUAUUAUUAUAGUGGUGCAAUUAUAUCAUUGUUUAUAAUAAUAAUUAUUAAUAAAGUUUAAAAUAUAUUUUAUAAAUAUUCAAAUCGGCUGUAUAAUUUAAUUUAAAGAAGAUCAAAAUUAUCAUAAAUUUUAAAAAAUUAAUUAAUUUGUUUUCAUAAAUUUUCUAUUAUUUAUAAAUAUAGUAGUUAUAUAUUUUGCCGUUUUGAAUUCCGUUAGACUUAAGCCAAUAUCUGUAAAUAUCCAGAUGAAAAUGGUCCAUUGAAUUUACUUACACCUACAAUUAUUUUUUUUAACUUAAUCAACGAUCAAAAAAAAAUUCAAUUUUGAUAAAACUUUUUAUACUAACAAUAUUAUUACUAUUUAAAUUAUUUAGAAUAAUUUUAUAAAGACUUAGAUAUAAAAAAUGGAUCCUUCUCAUUUGGAUACUCAAUAAAAAAUUUCAAGAUAAUUUUUUCAAUAGAAUAUAAACACUAUUCUCACUCCAUGUCAGUAGUACAGUAUUAUAGUAUCAAAUCAAACGUUAUUAAGAAUUUAGAGUAAGAUACUCGUGAUCAUAAUAAAAAAAAAACGUGUUCCUGAAGAUCGGAACGUUUUUCGCGCAACGAAAAAAAAAAAAAAAUAAAAUUGGGAAGUAAUAAAUCUACUGGAUGACUAGAUUUCUGAAAUGUUUCGCGUUUAGAUGCUGGUAUAUCAGCUGAAAAUCUGAGGCCAACUCCGACCCCUGAAACUACCCCUUAAGUACUCGAAUUACAUGAAUUUUUUUCAUUAACGUUGCGCGAAACACGUUCCGAUCUUCAGAGACAUAAAGAAACAAUAAUUUUUUCAGUUGACUGCGGCAAAGUAUUUUUUGUAAAAUGCGUGAUAAAUCUUUAGUGAAAUGCGUUGAACGUAUUAUUCGUUAUUGAUAUAAUAUUGUAUAGGGUUAUUGUUAAGUCGAUAUUGAAGCACAAAAAAAAUAAUUAUUUAAAAAAAAAUUAAUAUUGACUUGAAUAAUACCCAAUUAAUAUGGGUAUAGUGUAAUAAUUAUUGCUGUGACAAUAUUACAGUAAAAAUAUCUCGAUCUUUUUAGUUACUAAUAACUCUAAUUGAAUAAAGAUAUAAUUUGGCUCUAUUGAUAUGUAUUUAUAUUAAAUAAAUGUAACCAUUCAACCCGGUUUUUAUAAAUUUAUUAAUCUGCAGACUGCAACCAGUCGGUUUUUAACAUUUGAAUUAAUUUUGAUAACAAAAUUUCAGAAUGAAAAUAAAAAGGCUAUUCGGCAUCCGAAAUGGAAGUAGAUUUCUCAUUAUUCGAAUAAUUUUUUUUUGAAAUUUGUUAUGAAUUUCAGUCAUAAAAAAUGUAAGAUAAAAUAAUGGAAUUUUGGCCAUAA
Microplitis mediator is the source of this 8120-nucleotide messenger RNA. RefSeq names its product apoptotic protease-activating factor 1-like. Gene Ontology annotation, molecular function: protein binding; ADP binding. The record is from RefSeq and is a predicted model, not a curated record. The transcript is spliced from 6 exons. The coding region runs from base 242 to 4522 and encodes 1426 amino acids. Gene Ontology annotation, biological process: regulation of apoptotic process. NCBI's taxonomy places the organism in Eukaryota, Metazoa, Arthropoda, Insecta, Hymenoptera, Braconidae.